Molecule: messenger RNA, 2867 nt
Organism: Chlamydomonas reinhardtii
Lineage: Eukaryota; Viridiplantae; Chlorophyta; Chlorophyceae; Chlamydomonadales; Chlamydomonadaceae
Exons: 7
Coding region: 448-2364 (638 amino acids)
Source: RefSeq, a predicted model, not a curated record
CUCUGGCCGAAAAUGGCUGCCUCUGAUGACACAACGCUUGUUAUAAAGAACCCUUCGCGGGCGAACCAGCACUUCAGCUUGCAGUUCCGCCUUGAUGGGACGAUUGCAGAGCUGCAACAGCGUCUAAGCGAAGCAUACGACGGAAAACCAGCACCGGCAGACCAAACGCUCAUCUAUGGUGGCAAGGUUCUAAAGGACCCAACGGCGAAGCUGAGGGACCUCGUGAGCAAGCAUGAUGCGCCUGAAGGACCGCACAGCAUCCAUCUGGUCAUCAAGCAGAAACCUGCAACCUCGGGAGCGCCCACCCCAGCUCGCAGUGGUCAGGACAGCGGCGCAGCGUCCUCCUCGUCCUCUUACCGGCCGGUGGCGCCGCUCCCGGGGCAGCAACUGGGUGGAGGUGCUGCAGGUGCAAGCACCUCCACACGGCCGGUCCUGCCCCCCACACGGAUGGCGCCCACCGCUUCUGGCAGCGCAGCAUCUGCGCCAAGUGGCGCCGCAGGCGCCAGCACCAGCGGCGCCGCAACGCCGGCCGGCCAAGCGGCCGCAGCGGCACAUGCCGCAGCCGGCCACGGCGGGGCUCCCCAAGUGGAGUUAGACGAGGCGGCUGCGGCUGCCGCGCUGCUUCAGGCGGGCUGGGGCGGCGCGGCGGGCUUCCCAGGCCUGCUGGGCGUGCUGCCAGCGAACCUGUUCGGGGCGCACGGUGUGGCCGGCGCGGGGGCCGCCUUCGCGCCAGGCUUCCCCGGCUUCGCCGGCCGCCAACCCGCCGCCCCAGCGGCCGCCCAUCCCGCGGCAGCGCCUGGAACCGCAUCUGGGUCGGCCACGGGGACGGCGGCACCGGCCGCAGCCGCGUCCACGUCUGCACCUGCACAGGCGCAGGCGCAGGGGCAUGGUAUGGACAACGCCGCGGCCGCGGCAACGGCCGCGGCGCUAGGUGGCAUGGCCUUCACGCCCUACUACAACCCUGUGGUAGGGGGCGUGUACCAGGCGGCCUACAGCGCCGCGCUGGCAGCGCUGGCGGUGGCCUCGGCAGCCGAGCCCGGCGCCGGGGCAGCGGCGGCCGAAACGGCAGCCGCGGUCGCAACGGGCAGCAGCGGUGGCGCUGCCGGCGCCGGUGCCGGUGCAAGUGGCGGCAAGGGCGCGGCCGUCGCUGAGUCAGAGGCGAGCUCGGGCGCGGGAGCGGGGCCGUCCACGUCGGCGCCUGCGGCGGAGGCCGCUUCGGCGGGGGUGGACCCUGCCCAGCAGGUCGCGUACGUGCCCAUGUUCAUUCCGGCAUACGGCCAGGUCGGCUACCUCUCCCCUUACGCCCAAUACGGCGCGUACCCCUACGCGCACGCCCAGAACUACUACUACCAAGCCAUGGGUGCCGCUGGCUUCCCCGCCUUCCAGGGCGCCGCGGGCACUGCCGCCCAGCCCGCUGGCGCCGGCGCCCAGGGCUACAGCAUCACCAUGGACCCGCACCUGGGCAUGACGCUAAAUAGAGGUCUGGGACCCGGAGGCACGCCGCUGACCGCCGCGAACCUGAACGAACUUCUACAGCAGCUGGACUACCAUACUGCGGCGGGGGCCGCGGUGGCGGCUGCGCGGCGGGCGGCCGGGCGCGACGGCGUGGCGGCUGCGGCGGCUGCGGCGGCCGCGGCGGGAGCAGCUCGUGAAGGGGAGCAAGCCCGGCAGCGGCGGCGCGUGGUGCUGGCGCCCAUGGCCAUGGCCGUGGGUAACGACCAGGCGGCGGCGCGCAACGGCGCGGCGGCGGCGCUGCGGGCGGCGGGCGCGCGGCGGCCGCGCGUGUUCACCAUCCGCAUCAGCGCGCGGGUGCUGCUGCAGGUGCUGGUGUUCGCCAUGGUGCUGUACCAGCACUACACGUGGCACCGCUUCCUGGCGCUGCUCAUUGGCGGGCUGGUGCUGUGGAUCACCUCCACUUGGGCGCCCUUCCGCCGCCUCAUGCGGGGGAUCCACGCCAUGCCGCAGCCGCGGCCAGGCGGCGGCGCCGCGCCGGCAGCGGCAGGCGGCGCCGCUGGCGGCGGAGCGGGCGCGGCGGCUGGCGCCGGUGGGGCGCCGGCGGCACAGCAGCAGGCUCAGCGCAGGGGCGUAUUUGCUGAGAUCCUGGUGUUCAUCGUGGGCUUCAUCACCUCGCUGCUGCCCGCGUGGAAUUUCAACCCCGAGGACGCGGCGGCGUUCGCGGCGGCGCAGGAGAUGAUGGCGGCGGAGGAGCGCCAGCGCCAGCAGCAGCAGGCACAGCAGGAGGCGCAGGCGCAGGGCGAGGCGGAGGGCGGCGCAGCGCCUGCUGACGCCGGGGCAGCGGCGGCGGCGCCGGCGGCACCGGCGGCGCCGGCAGAGGGUGCGGCUGUGGCGGCUGGGGAGCAAUGAGGGAGGGAUGAUCUGUGCACACGUUUCAGAAAGGGUCAGCUACAGCUACACGACGCGCAGGUGAGGCGAGAGCGAGAGUGCGGUUACGGAUGCCGAGGGCUAGGGCUGUGGCUGAUGGUUGUAUGACAGGCGCGGAGCACCGGAUGAGGGCAACUAUGGCAAUGUAAUCAGUAUCGCAGGCAGUUGUGAUUUUGGCAGGGCUCAGGAUGGCACAGGAGCGAUCAGUGGCAUGCGCUUGGUCGUGGUACGAGGCCAGCAGAGGUCGUCGACCUGUCGGGAACUGGCAGGACAACUCGGGGCACGGGGCCAACCUGUGGUGAAUGAAGUGCAGGCGUGGUAGCAUAGUAGCGCGGAAGGGGGCUUCUCUGCUGCCGGAAGGGGGCGUACGAAGAAACCCGCUCCGGGCGGCCGGGCGGUGGUUUUGGCGCCAUGGAACCCUGUCGGAGCCGGGCGCGGCAAGCUACGCCGCGCCAGAAAGCUGCAAUGUAGAAGCUAAGGUACUA